Molecule: messenger RNA, 1967 nt
Organism: Amphiprion ocellaris (clown anemonefish)
Lineage: Eukaryota; Metazoa; Chordata; Actinopteri; Pomacentridae
Gene: tspan33a
Product: tetraspanin 33a
Exons: 8
Coding region: 202-1053 (283 amino acids)
Cellular component (GO): membrane
Source: RefSeq, a predicted model, not a curated record
CAGUUUCUACUCACCCACUCAGUCAGUAGGAGCUCCAGCAGCUCCUCACUGCUACUGUAGAUCUGACAGAAAAACCAGCUGCUGCUCGGCACCAUCAUCCCCAUCAUGCUGACGAGUCUCUGCCUUGACUUUCGCGUUUCUUCAGCUUCUUGUUGCACUUUUGCGCGCAAACGUGGAUAAGACGCGCUGCCGUCCGUCGCCAUGGCAAGAAGACGCAGAGGCGCAGCUGGACGUGACGAGGAGUUCACAUUUGUCAGUCCAGUUGUGAAGUACCUGCUGUUCGUAUUUAACUUUAUAUUCUGGAUAAUCUCACUGGUGAUGGUGUCCAUCGGAGUGUACGCUCGCAUGAUGAAACAUGCAGAAACAGCUCUGGCUUGUCUGUCGGUGGAUCCGGCUAUAAUGCUGAUGGUCGUGGGGGUCCUCAUGUUCAUCAUCACCUUCUGCGGCUGUGUGGGCUCCUUACGAGAAAACAUCUGCCUCCUGCAGACAUUCUGUGUCUGCCUCACACUGAUCUUCAUCCUGCAGCUGGCUGCUGGGAUCCUCGGCUUCAUCUUCUCAGAUAAGGCACGGAACAAAGUGACAGAGGUGAUCAACAGGGCCAUCGUCCACUACCGAGAUGACAUCGAUCUGCAAAAUCUCAUUGACUUUGGUCAGAGAGAGUUUGACUGCUGUGGUGGCAUCACCUACACUGACUGGUCCCAGAACAUGUAUUUCAGCUGCAAAGACGACAACCCCAGCAGAGAGCGCUGUUCUGUUCCCUUUUCUUGUUGCAUCGUGUCCAAAGACAAGGUGGUAAUCAACACCAUGUGUGGUCAGGGGAUGCAGCAACUGGAGUAUGCUGAAGCUGGAAACCACAUCCACACCAACGGCUGCAUAGACAAACUGGUUAACUGGAUCCACAGCAACCUGUUCUUACUGGGAGGCAUUGCACUGGGACUGGCGAUACCACAGCUGGUUGGCAUCCUGUUGUCUCAGAUUCUGAUAAACCAGAUCAAAGACCAGAUCGAGCUGCAGAACUACAAUCAAAAGCACCGUUCUGACCCAUGGAGCUGAUCCAGGAGAGACGGGACCAGAUGCUGACCAGCCUGGUAAUGUGACUCUUGGACCAUAUGUGUGGCAAACUCAUGAACAGAGCAAAUAAAGUGUUUUUAAACACUUGACUUGGACGUGAAACCACACUAAGUGCACGGAUGGAGAAAUACAACUCUGCUGCCGCCUAUUGGACGUAGACUGUGCUAGCAUUUACUUCUCAAUCGGGCAAAGAGGGUAAACUGGAUGGUAGUCAGGAUAUUAUCACACUUUACUGAAGCGCUGCAGUGAAAUAUCAUCUACAAAUAGUCAUUUAUUAUCAUUUAUUUGUUGUCAAAGAUGCCAGCAGUGGAAAAUGUUUCAUAUUUGUAUUAUGUUUAGCUUGUGUUCUUCUACAAAUGGUUACUGGCUGAAAGGGAACUGCAUUUCUGAACCUAUAUUUUGUAGACUUUUAUAUGAAAAAUGUAAAAAGUUUCUGCAUGCUCAGUAAUGACGCUUUUAUACUGACAUGGAAUUUACUGUAUUUCACAUGCUGUUUCUGUUCAUGUUUUGCAAAUGUGCAUCCUACAUUAUGCACAUCUCUUUAUUGUUAGUUUUUGAAGAUAACUGGUACACACAGGUCAUUUUGUCUAGCUUCCUCUACUCUCUCCAUCUUAUCUUACCUCUAAGCCCAAAAAACCUGUUACAACGGAAUAUUAUACAGUAUAAUAAUCCUUUUUCCAACUAAACAUGUUUCAUUUUACAAACUAACAAAUAUUUAUGCUGUUGCUCUGACCUUUCAUCAUAUUGUGGCCGUGUUGCUCGUCCUGCCAAGACCUCACACUGCACAUGAUGUCAGUGCCUCCUUUCAUUUCAGCCAGCUCACUGCCUGCAUGGCUGCAGAGGGUGGAUGUCUUCCUACACUGCCAUCACAAAUAAAUGUUUGCCAAACCACACUG